Molecule: messenger RNA, 1725 nt
Organism: Talaromyces amestolkiae
Lineage: Eukaryota; Fungi; Ascomycota; Eurotiomycetes; Eurotiales; Trichocomaceae
Exons: 4
Coding region: 1-1725 (574 amino acids)
Source: RefSeq, a predicted model, not a curated record
AUGGUGCUCUUGCCGGAAUCUCCGUCGAGCUUCUACAUUACUUUUGGUCUGAACAAUAUUGUUGCUCGAGAGACCCGGGUCGAGCAGAACAAGCCCACCGCUUCACCGGACGACUCUCUGCUGAGGUCAAAUAGUCCGACAGAACGGCUGAAGAAUCAUGUCUGGCCAGCCCUGAAAAAGGGCAUAUCGACAAGUCUCGUAGAAAGCACUAAGAUAACUCGCAAACGCCAGGAUAGCCAACCGUCAAAUGUGGCAUUGCCAUCUGUGACUUUCGAAGCGAAACAGUUGAAGAAAGCAGCAAGCGGAUCCUUGGCUGAAAGGCGGGAUAUCGCUUUGGCAGGGUUGGGUAUUAUGCCAAUGAAGGACUGUCAGGGACCACGGAUGGACUCGCCAACUAUCCCGGGAAGAAUUCCCGUUCACGGAAGGUCGAAUAGUGCUCCGGGAUCAUCCGCCAACCAGACACCUUUUGAAAGAUCUAUCCAGGAGCCCAUUUCGGAACCACUGAUACUAUUUUCACGAACAGAUCUAGAUAUUAAGAAAGCUCCUGUCAAAAUUGAAGAAGUACGGGAUGCUGCUAGGAGCCAAUCUGCAGCCGAGCGUGUGCGACCAUCUGACCUGAAAGAAACCUCGUUUCUCUCGAGUGAAGAGGUUUCGGAAGUCCAGGAAGAAGACAAACCACCAGCAGUGCCACCCAAGUCGCCCCGUCUAAUCAAUCGUUCAGCGAUGGCCCUACCAAACAUAGCAGAGGCGCACCUAAUAACACCCAAAAAUAGCAACAACAGCCUGCGGCCGCGCGCCGCAACGGCGAUGGAAAUCCGACCACGCCGACACAUAGCUGAAUUGCAUCGACGCAAUGAAAGCACCCCGAUAGCUACUGUAUCAAAGAUUCAUAUCUCACGACCAAACCAGAGAAUCGUCAAGCUCAAACAUGAGGCGGGCGAAUCAGCAAUGCACAGCCAAGAUCGGUCAAAGAGAAGGCGUAGCCUGCUCGGAACUGGGGACCGCACAUCCAAGACAUUUGCAGUCGAAAAAACCAAGUUCUCCCAGUUACCUGUCGGAGUUACUCUACCAGAUGCAAAGUCUCAAUUCAAUUCUUCCGACGUCGAGAAACUGCGAAAGCAGGCAAAGACCCAAGCUGAGAAGUUCAAAGUACUACAAUACCAUGAAGUGAAAUCUUUAUCAAAGGAGCUUCGAUACCUCGACGCGCGUUGCGAUUACCUCCGAACUACGAGCAAAGCGCUUCGUGCAGGACGCAACCAACUCCACGAACGAGUGAUAGCUCACCUCCGCUCCCCCCGAUCAGCCAGUAACUCCCGUGAAAACAUACUAGGACAAGAGGAAGCCAUGGUACAACUUGAUAAGUCGAUCGAUGAGUGGGUAACCAAACUCGAGCAAGUCGACAAUAGGAGGACCCGGGUUCGACAAAUGCUGCUCGAACACAUCGCUGCCUCGCUGAUACUGUCGGCCAGUUAUGACACUCAGGCUUCAAAACAGGAAGAUGUCUCUACCAUUCAAAAUGAAGCUGACAUCGAAGUUGAUGCUCUCGAUAUUGAGUUUAAUGAUGUUGCCAGUGUGGCCCGCGAGUCGAUCAAGAUAUAUGCAGACUAUGGGGUGUAUGGAGAUGGCGAGAUGGCGGAUUUACUGGCCGACAUUGAACGGCAGAUGGAAACGAUGAAUGAUUCUCGCCGACCUCCUUCGUUUUCAGAGUAUAGUAUUGUGGCUUAG